Manihot esculenta (cassava) is the source of this 1176-nucleotide messenger RNA. Its product is annotated as F-box/kelch-repeat protein At3g23880. The record is from RefSeq and is a predicted model, not a curated record. Gene Ontology annotation, molecular function: protein binding. The transcript has a single exon. NCBI's taxonomy places the organism in Eukaryota, Viridiplantae, Streptophyta, Magnoliopsida, Malpighiales, Euphorbiaceae. The coding region runs from base 1 to 1176 and encodes 391 amino acids.
AUGUUCGAUCUUCUUCCUAAAGACUUGCUUAUAGAAGUGCUAUCAAGCUCUCCAGUGAAAUUACUCCUGAAGUGCAGGUGCGUUUGUAAAGCUUGGGACUCUAUAAUCACAGAUCCUUUAUUCAUAUCAAAGCACCUUAAGAAAAGCACAGAAAGAAACCGAUUUAUCAUGUAUUGUGCUGACGGAGGGACUGAACAUUAUUUGCUAUACACAAAAGAGUCUUUCCCUGGAAAACCUGUUGAGGAAUUCGAUUGCCCAUGGACGAGCUUGAGCCAUCUUGUUAAUAUAGUGGGUUCUUGUAAUGGGGUUUUAUGCCUAUCUGAUGAUAUUCGUGGCGUGUACCCUAAUAGAGUUGCUUUAUGGAACCCCAGCGUUCGAAAGAUUGUUACAAUACCUUGUCCUGAAGUUAAGCUUAAUGCAGAUGGAGAAUUCUGUUAUUACUCACUUGGGUUUGGUUUUGAUUCCAAAUCUGAUGAUUAUAAAUUUGUGAGAAUAGUGUAUAUGGCAGAUAAUGUCCGCAUUUUUAGUCCCCCUUUGGUUGAGAUAUACAGUUCGAAAAACAGGUAUUGGAGAAAUGAUGUUGAAUAUGAUCUGAAAUCUUCCAUCCGACCGUUCACAAGCGCUGCUUUUGUGAAUGGAGCUUGUCAUUGGGUUGCCUCUAAGCCGGGGAACGGGGGUGGUGAACAGGAAGUUAUUGUGUCGUUUGAUUUGGGAGAGGAAGUUUUUAGGGAAAUGGAGAUACCAAAUUGCUUGGUUAACAAAUAUGUCUUCAUGGAUGUUGCAGUAUUUGAUGGGUCACUUUUACUGGUUGCUUUUGUUAAAGAGAUUGGGCUUGAACGUUCGUUUUCAGUUUGGAGGAUCGCUGAAAAUGGUGUUUCAGGGUCAUGGACCUGGACCAAACUUUUUAGUACUUCACAUCUGGAAGGAAUAGGAAGGUUUGUUGCAUUUAGGCAAAAUGAGGAGGUUCUGUUGGAAAGAAUAAGUGGACUGCUAGUUCUGUACGACUUUAAAACAGAAGAAAUCUCUGACACAGGGAUUUCAGGCAAAGCCGACUACUCCUAUUUUGAUAUUUUUGUGGAUAGUCUAGUUUUAAUGGCCAAAUUGGAGGUGGAUGCAUCUAGCUCUAGUUCACGGAUGGUAAUUGACAAAGCAAGUGGACAAUCAAAAGAAGCAUAG